AUGGAUCCGUGCAAGGUGAGAGCAGUGACAAACAUCACUGUUGGACGGCAGUACCAAGAAUUACUGGGAUUAUUGUUGUCUUCUAUUGUGACUACAGUGCCAUGUUGUGUGUUUCUCUUCAUUAAUGUGACCUUGUUAUUCACCUUGAGGAGUAAACCAGUGUUUUGUGAGACCUCUCGUUACAUUCUGCUGUUUAACCUCCUUUUUGCAGACACUGUACAGAUGGCAGAGAGUCAGUUAAUGUACAUAAUCGCUGCUUGUAGAAUAACAAUGACGUAUCCUGUGUGUGGCUUUCUCAACAUGCUUGGUUAUCUCACAAAUGAAAUCUCUCCUCUCACACUGGUGGUGAUGUGUCUGGAGAGAUUUGUAGCUGUGUGUUACCCACUGAGGCACGCUGCCAUCAUCACCGUCAGAAACACAGGGGUGGCUGUUUGUGUUGUUUGGGCCUUCAGUUCACUCAGUGUUUUUAUCCAAGUUCUUCUAAUGUUAAAAUUUCCAUUUGCAGAGCUGGAGAGUCUGCAGAUGAAUGAUUUUUGUGGCAAAGACAAAAUGAUGUUUGAUCCAAUAGCUGCUGAUUAUGACAAUGCCUUCAAUAGCUUCCUCUUUGCAACAGCUGGUGUGGCAAUCAUUUUUUCCUAUAUUGGUGUAAUGAUAGCAGCCAGGUCGGCCUCCACAGACAAAGCUUCAGCCCGUAAGGCUCGUAACACACUGCUGCUGCAUCUGGUGCAGCUGGGCCUCU
This is a messenger RNA of Micropterus dolomieu (smallmouth bass), 739 nucleotides long. RefSeq names its product odorant receptor 131-2-like. The transcript is spliced from 2 exons. NCBI's taxonomy places the organism in Eukaryota, Metazoa, Chordata, Actinopteri, Centrarchiformes, Centrarchidae. The record is from RefSeq and is a predicted model, not a curated record. Gene Ontology annotation, cellular component: membrane. Gene Ontology annotation, biological process: G protein-coupled receptor signaling pathway. The annotation marks the transcript as partial. Gene Ontology annotation, molecular function: G protein-coupled receptor activity.